AACUUUAUCAGUCAAUGGACUAAUGACCUUGAUUAAAAUUAAAACAGUUGAUAGCUAACCUCUCUACACAAAGUAAACAACCAAGUCAUAGCAAUGAUGCAAAGAAAUAUUCAAAGAAUAUUAUUUCGGCCUUUUGUCUUGUCCAGAUUUAUAAACACAAAAAACCAAUAUCUCAUAAUAAAUGAAGAAAAUGGUACUAGAGAAAUUACUCUUAAUCAUGAAAAAACUAAAAAUUCUCUUUCCCUCGAUAUGAUGAGCAAUCUUAUUGAAGCACUUAACCACAAUAAUAAUGAACAAUCACUAAGAGCUAUUGUGUUAUCAGCAAAUGGUAAUGUAUUUUCAGCAGGACAUAACCUGAAGGAAUUACAACAAUCUACUGGAGUUGACCAGCACAAGCUUGUAUUUAAUAAAGCAUCUGAAUUGAUGACAUCGAUAAUUAAGAGUCCUGUGCCAGUAAUAGCUAAGGUAAAUGGAUUUGCAGCUGCAGCGGGAUGCCAACUGGUUGCAACCUGUGAUAUGAUUGUUUGCUCUCAAAAUAGCAAAUUUUCUACACCAGGGGCAAAUUUUGGUAUUUUUUGUUCCACACCUGGGAUUGCUGUUGGAAGAAGCGUACCUAAAUCUCGUGCAAUGUAUAUGUUACUAACUGGUGAACCUUUAACUGCUCAAGAAGCAUAUGAAAGUGGACUUGUUACUAAAGUUGUGCCAGUUGAAGAGUUAGAUAGUGAAGUAAACAACAUCAUAGACAAAAUUAAACACAAAAGCCGCAGUGUAAUUGCUCUUGGUAAAGAAUUCUAUUACAAACAAAUUGAACUAAACAUUUUCGACGCUUAUAAGUUGGGAGAGGAAAUAAUGGUAAAAAAUAUAAAUUCAAGUGAUGGACAAGAAGGAAUAAGAAGCUUUGUUGAAAAAAGAAAGCCUGUGUGGAAUCAUAUUAUGUGAGGAUAAUAAAUAUGAUUAAAUAAAAUACUUUUAUAUUUACACCUAUAUUUAUUUAUAAGGUACUAUAAUAAACAUUUAAUGAUAUCCAAAGCGAACAAAAAUGUAAGCAGACUACUUCACAUUUCGCACAUAUAUACAACACAAAAUAUAAUAUGUAUGUAGCUUAUUUUGUAUCAAUACAUUCUUUGAAAAACAUAUAAAAUCAAUGUGUGGAAUAUAAACCAUACUAUGAAUAAGUGCAGUGUGCAUUUUAUUAACUAAUGUUUAUGGAUUAUUGUCUGAGGAUAAAAAUGUUUAUUCUCAAUUAACAAUGUAUCAAAUUCAUAGAAUUUUUUUACACAAAAUUACAAAAAAUACUUGUGCAAAUUUUUUCUUUACAACUAAUGAAUGAUAUUUUUUUUUAUAUGAAAGAACUAAGAAGUCA
This is a messenger RNA of Colias croceus (clouded yellow), 1363 nucleotides long. Its product is annotated as enoyl-CoA hydratase domain-containing protein 3, mitochondrial. Lineage: Eukaryota; Metazoa; Arthropoda; Insecta; Lepidoptera; Pieridae. The record is from RefSeq and is a predicted model, not a curated record. The transcript has 7 exons. Gene Ontology annotation, molecular function: hydro-lyase activity. The coding region runs from base 94 to 939 and encodes 281 amino acids. Gene Ontology annotation, cellular component: mitochondrion.